Messenger RNA from Dothidotthia symphoricarpi CBS 119687, 726 nucleotides. RefSeq lists its product as uncharacterized. Bases 1 to 726 code for a protein of 241 amino acids. The record is from RefSeq and is a predicted model, not a curated record. The transcript has 3 exons. Gene Ontology annotation, molecular function: protein binding. NCBI's taxonomy places the organism in Eukaryota, Fungi, Ascomycota, Dothideomycetes, Pleosporales, Dothidotthiaceae.
AUGAGCGUGUCAUCUUUCAGUGUUAUAUUGACGGAAGAAUUCCUCAAAGAACUUUUCAACACCAAAACAUUCUCGGACUUUACGUUCACAGACCCAGGCGAUUGUGAGCUUAGCUGCAAGGUGCACAAGGUGGUUCUUUCUGCCAAGUCACCAGUCUUCAAGCAUCUCUUCGAAACGCAUGACAAGGAAGCAGACUACCUCGAGUUACUUCGCUCCGAAGACACCAUUUGUAUAGGCAGCAAAGACGAUACACAAAAAACAGCCCUUCGACGUGCCUUAUCUGAAAUUGUUCUCUUCUGCUACUAUGGAGGCUUCAGUUACUGCCAACGUGACUAUACCAAAAAUUUCGAAGUUUCUGUCCUCCCACACCUCUUUGUUCACGACCUCGGCUUCCUUUUCCAGAUUCCUGGGCUGAUUGAACAUGCGGAAGAGCAGUUCAAAAACAAUUUCAAAGAAAUUGUUCAUCACGCCUCCAAGGAGCAAGUCACAAACGCAUUUAUGAAGUGCGUAUCGACCGCGUUCAAGCGUGAUAAUGAUUUUGGAGCACGCACGUUGGAGUUUGUGCGUCGCAGCACAAUGGCAUUGUUUAAUGAACAAAUCAAACACUACAAGAACUGUGGUCAGCUUCCGCUUGCGGUUGAUUUGGCGAGGAAUCUUUCUGAAGCACGCGAUGAUCUCUGCCGUCAGUUCAACCAUGAGCUAGCUGGUUCUGAGAACUCAGAGUAA